AUGGAACAGAAAAGAACACGAAAAGAACGAAAAUCAACUGAUUUAACUCAAAAAGAAUUAGCUUUACUUCGAUCUAGUAGCCAAUUAAGUGAUAAAGAAAUCAAAUUAUGGCAUAGCGAAUUUAUUCGCAAAUAUCCUAGUGGUCAACUUGACAAAGAAACAUUUAUAAAAACCUAUCAAGAGCUUUAUCCUGAAAGUGAUUCGCUGCUUUCAUGCCACACAUUGUUUGAUGUUAUUGAUACAAACAAGAACAAUUUAAUCGAUUUCAAUGAAUUUCUUUUUCUUGCUGCUAUUGGUAAUCGUACGGGGAGUUUAGAUGAACGACUUGAUAUUAUUUUCGAUCUAUGGGACGUUUCUAACGAUAGUUUACUCGAUCAAAAUGAAUUAGCUCAUUUAAUUUCAGCAAUGUAUGAUCGUGCUGGUGUUGUUGAUCGUCAAGGCAAUCAAGAUCCACAUAGACGUGCGAAGGAAAUUAUUGCUAAACUUGACAUCACAGGUGACAAGAAACUGAAUAAAGACGAGUUUAUUAACGGAUGUAAAAAUGAUGAAGUCAUUCGAAAACUUCUUGCACCAGAUCCAUAA
Adineta ricciae is the source of this 582-nucleotide messenger RNA. The record is from the annotation of a GenBank genome assembly. Lineage: Eukaryota; Metazoa; Rotifera; Eurotatoria; Adinetida; Adinetidae.